Messenger RNA from Cataglyphis hispanica, 2177 nucleotides. It is a transcript of the gene TfIIA-L, whose product is annotated as transcription initiation factor IIA subunit 1. NCBI's taxonomy places the organism in Eukaryota, Metazoa, Arthropoda, Insecta, Hymenoptera, Formicidae. The coding region runs from base 199 to 1323 and encodes 374 amino acids. The transcript is spliced from 7 exons. Gene Ontology annotation, biological process: transcription initiation at RNA polymerase II promoter; transcription by RNA polymerase II. Gene Ontology annotation, cellular component: transcription factor TFIIA complex. The record is from RefSeq and is a predicted model, not a curated record.
ACCAGCGGCCAGUAGCUGUUCGUGGCGAAUGAUGGUGGAGUUUAUGUUAUGCGUUGCAUGAGUGCAAAUGGUUAUGAGCGAUCAACGAACGAUGAUGCAGUGGUGUGGCUUCUGAGAAACGGGAGGAUUGUCGUUUAGAUCGUCGUAUUGAUAUUGCUUCCUCGGUUGAGCGAUCGUAUUUCCUGAUCGUCGGUCACGAUGGCCCUCAGCCAGACAAGCGUAUUGAAACUAUACAAUACUGUGAUAGAAGAUGUAAUAACAGGAGUACGGGAAUCGUUCAUAGAUGAAGGAGUAGAUGAACAGGUUCUCCAAGAACUUAAACAAAUAUGGGAAACAAAACUGAUGGCCAGCAAAGCUGUAGAAUUAAAUCCAGAUCCACCAGAACCACAAGUUCCUCAAAUCAACACGCAUAAAGCUGUGACUGUCAAUAAAGCUAAUAUAGGAAAUCAUUUUAUACAACCAUCUGCUGGAAAUGCAGUAUCGCAAACGCAACCUCAACAGCAAUCGCAACAGCAGCAGCAAGCGCAAUCACAGCAACAACAACAAGCGACACAACCACAGCAACACACACAUUCUACAGGAACAUCAUUACAACAGCAGCAGCCACAGCAGCACUCGACAACGCCGGUGCAGCAAGUGGUAACUGCAUCAGCUGCUGUACUUGACCGACAAGUGCCCAUACAGAUCACCCUACCUCCACAAGCUGGCAUGCCAGAUGGACCACAGCGAAUUUUAAGCAUACAAGUUCCUGCAUCUGCUCUUCAAGGAAACCAGUUGCAUACAAUUUUAACAGGUCCCGUAAUUUCCGCAGCUAUGGGUCUUCCAGCAAAUUUAGCUUCAACUUUGUUGCAACAACAUGUGAAUUCUACAUUGCAAGGGCAAGCAACAUUAGCUCCGUUACAAGUAAAUCAACCACUUCAAGUGGUCACCCAAAGUACAAACAGUGUCACAACACAGAGGCCACCUCAAAAUCAACAACAAAAUAAUAUAAAUCAGUUAGAUGGAGGAGUAGGUGAUUCCACUGACGAUGAUGAUGAAGAGGAAGAAGAUGAUAAUGAUGAUGACGAUGAAGAUCUUGAUGAAAAAGAAGAGGAAGAAAAUGAUGAAGCAGCAGCUCGUGAGGAGGAACCUUUAAAUUCCGAAGAUGACGUUACAGAUGAUGAUCCCGCUGAUCUCUUUGAUACAGACAAUGUAGUAGUCUGUCAAUAUGAUAAGAUUACAAGGAGUCGAAAUAAAUGGAAGUUUUAUUUGAAGGAUGGCAUAAUGAAUCUAAGUGGAAAAGACUAUGUAUUUCAAAAGGCAAAUGGGGAUGCUGAAUGGUAAUUCUAAGUGCGAUGUGAAUAUUGUGUUGCCUACAGGAAGCUCAGGGAUGUAAAGGCAACUUGAUGAUGUGUUCACGUGAAAUGUUUCAUCUUUAAUAAAAGAUGAUUUUUGUAUGAACUGCAACUGGAAUGGCAAUACAGGGGAACAAUGGCAAAAGAAAAUUAUUAUUUUAUCAAAAUGGCAUUAUUUAGUAUCAGUGCUAAUUCCAUAGGUUGACCUAAAUUUAAUUUAUCACAGAAAAUGUUUUGUUUCAUUCUUUAUAAAAUUCUCUCUCCUAUGUUCUAUAUAUAGCAUAUAAUAUAACAUUAUCAGUCUUGAAUAUUUUUAAGUAAAUGUUUUUGUUUUAUUUUAAUUUUUUAUUAAAGAAAAUUCAAAAUCCAAUUAAUGGGUUUCAAAGUUUAAUACAUUCUUUCAUGUAAUGCAAAUUAUGAAUACACAAUGUAAGAAAUUACAUAAAAGUCUCCUAUUAUUAAAAAAAGAACCAUUAUGAAUUGGUUAACUUUCUCUAGCAAAUGAAUAAAUUUUAUUGAAACAGAAAUACAUGAUAUGUUAAUUGAAAUAUCAUAUCAAUUAGUGGCUCUAUAAUAACAUCACGAACAAUGAUUGUGAAGAUGAUGAAUUGUGAAUUUGUACCAUGUAUGUGUGUGUGUGUGUUUUUUGAAAUUCUUGAUUAUAAACUUUUUCAUGUAGAAUGAAGUAUAAAGUUGAGGUAAAAUUUACAUUCAUCUCUUUCCUUACAAUCUGGAAAUAAAAUGAUAUACUAUAUGUGUUUGAGUUCAAGUCUUAAAAGAUUGCAAAACUAUGGCCCAUAUAUGAUGCUUUGAAAUAAUAAUAAAUAAUAAAUGUGUCUGUUA